AUGGAAGCGCCCCCCAGACCAUCGUCUCACAACCUGUUCGAGGUGUACCUGCGUCUUCGCCCGCCACCCGCAGGUGCCACGCAGGCGGACCGCAUCCUCAACGUCGAGGUGCCCGAGGACAAGGAAAGGUCGCACCCUUCGCACAUCACGCUGAACCCGCCGACCGAUAGACGGCGGGCCAUUGAAAAGUUUGCAUUCACCAGGGUGUUUGACGACGAUGCCUCACAGCUGGAUGUCUUCCACUGCACAGAGAUUGCAGCUCUGGCCGAGGGAGUUUUGGCGCCCCAGGGAGGUGAAGGGACCGAUGCCGUUGUGGCGACGCUGGGCGUGACGGGGUCGGGAAAGACGCACACGAUUCUGGGAUCCAAGUCCCAGCGCGGCCUGACCCAGCUUGCUCUCGAUGUUCUUUUCCGAUCGAUUGGCCCGAACAUGCUCGAGUCGGUAUCACUUCCUUCGGCCGUGGAAUCCCUCCAGGCGUGCGAUGCGUCCGAGUCGAUUCUCUGUACGGCAUCGCACUUUGUUGAAUCUACAUUUGCCGAUGCGUCGGGCCACUCGCGGGCGCCUUCGCGAGCGGCAACGCCCAUGCUGGUACGACCGUCACCCGCGUCGCGCGUCUCUUUUGUCCGCGCGUCUCCCCAAUCCGCCGCAUCCGGGGCCUGCUAUCCUGAGGGCGGUCUGGUAGUCCAGAUCCCAGGGACGUAUCCCGAGUCAGCAGCGUCAAGCCCGAAAAGUGUCAGGCUUCAAAGCGGCGCGCCCGCGUCCGGCCGCGACGAGCGUGUUGCGGCAUCGCAGGCUGCGCCGCCGCCCAAGCGGGAGAGCAAGAGACACUUCAUGUCCCUCACUGCCACUGCCCGUGUAAAGAACGUUGCUAAGUCACAAGUAAAGGUAGACCACAGCGUCAUGUCGCCCGGGCCGCGUAGAAACCUUGCUCGACCUUCUGCUCUUCCUCAGACGCCCGACAUUAGCGGCGUCAACAUCUCGUGCGACUCGUCGGCCGAGUACGCCGUCGUCGUGUCCAUGUACGAAGUCCACAACGACCGCAUCUACGACCUCCUCACGCCGGCUUCCAAGUCGGCUGCCACCAAGGAGUUUCGCCGGCGACCCCUGCUCUUCAAGUCGACGGAGCUGUCUCCCGACCGAAAGGUGGUUGCCGGCCUGCGCAAGGUAGUCUGCGCCUCGCUCAGGGAUGCCGUCAUGGUGCUCGAGGCGGGCCUUUUGGAGCGCCGCGUUGCUGGCACCGGCAGCAACAGCGUUUCCAGCCGAAGCCACGGCUUCUUCUGCUUCGAGGUCAAGAAACGCACGAGGAGCAGGAGGCCAGGGCCCUGGGGCGGGAGCAAGCUGACCAUUGUCGACUUGGCCGGCAGCGAGCGGGCCCGCGAGGCCAAGACGCAGGGUGCCACGCUCGUCGAGGCUGGCAAGAUCAACGAGAGCUUGAUGUACCUGGGACAGUGUCUUCAGACGCAGAGCGAGCUGUCGACGUCGACGAGGACCAAUGUUGUUCCUUACCGCCAGUGCAAGCUGACGGAGCUGCUCUUCUCCAACUCGUUCCCGACCUCGUCGUCUGCCGCGCAUCCUCACAUGCCCCGCCGCAAUCCGCAGCGAGGCGUCAUGAUUGUGACUGCCGACCCGAGGGGCGACUUCAACGCAACGUCGCAGAUUCUGCGGUACAGCGCUCUGGCGCGGGAGGUGACUGUUCCUCGGAUCCCGUCCAUCACGGCCACGAUCCUAGCUCACCCGCCGCCGACGGGAAACCCGCGACCAUCCAGCCCCGUGCAGCACCAUGCUCGGCCGUUUGUGCCGCCCGGCCUGUCGGCGUCGUACAGAAACCCCACGCCGCUCAUGAACGUGGAUGGGCGCGCGACCAUGGAGAUUGCCGCCAUGGAAAUUGCCAGAAUGAGCGACGAAAUCGACCAGCUCCGCGUGGAAGCCGACGAGCAGCUGGAGGCGCGCAUGACGGCCGAGGCCUACCUGCUGAGCAUGGAAGACCGCAUGCUGGACCUCGAAGCGGCCAUUCGUGACGAGUGCGCCACAGAGUUUGAGCAGCGCCUCGCGCUGGAGCUGGCUCGCUUUAAAGCCUCGGUGGCGCUGGAGCAGGAGCGCAGCGAGGAGCACUGGGAUCGCAAGGUGGACAUCCUCGAGCGCGGCCUGGAGAGCACCCGAGACGACGGCGACUGCGACAAGGAGAAUGUCCUGGUCGAGGACCUCACCGAGGAGGUGGAGCGGCUGCGGCGAGAAAACGCCAUUCUGAAGCGCGAGCUGGCGGGCCGGAGUCCCACCAAGCGCAGGCCCCUUGAGGAGAGAGACGAUUUCUCCGCGUCGCCUGCCACGGCGACGGCGACAGCCUCGAGGGACGGCGUGGCGAACCUGAGCAAGAAGCUGGAGCGAAUCCGUGUCGGUACGGACAGCGCGAGGUCGUCGGGUGCCGGUAGUGCCGGUGCGGGCGGCGGCGGGAGUCCCAAGAAGAUGAGGAAGUUGGCGAGCACGAAGCGCUGGGAGGAGGCGAGGGACGACCUGUGA
This is a messenger RNA of Metarhizium album ARSEF 1941, 2517 nucleotides long. Its product is annotated as kinesin. The record is from RefSeq and is a predicted model, not a curated record. Gene Ontology annotation, molecular function: microtubule motor activity; microtubule binding; ATP hydrolysis activity. The transcript is spliced from 4 exons. Gene Ontology annotation, cellular component: microtubule; nucleus; kinesin complex. NCBI's taxonomy places the organism in Eukaryota, Fungi, Ascomycota, Sordariomycetes, Hypocreales, Clavicipitaceae. Gene Ontology annotation, biological process: microtubule-based movement. Bases 1 to 2517 code for a protein of 838 amino acids.